Acanthosepion pharaonis is the source of this 1038-nucleotide messenger RNA. NCBI's taxonomy places the organism in Eukaryota, Metazoa, Mollusca, Cephalopoda, Sepiida, Sepiidae. The record is from the annotation of a GenBank genome assembly.
AUGCUUUUCAUUUCUCUAUCCUUUUCUUAUUUUCUUCUUUUCCCUUUUCAUUUUAAUUUUCUUUCUUUCUUUAUCGUUACAUACAUUUUCUUUCCCUUUUCACUUUCUUUCUUUCUUUCUUUCUUUCUUUCUUUCUUUCUUCCUUUCUUUCUUUCUUUCUUUGGCUUUACCCUUUUCUCUCACUUUUCACUUUUCUUUUCUUUCUUUCUUUCUUUCGCUUUACCCUUUUCUCUUUCUUUCUUUCUUUCUUUCUUUCUUUCUUUCGCUUUACCCUUUUCUCUCACUUUUCACUUUUCUUUUCUUUUCUUUCUUUCUUUCUUUCUUUCUUUCUUUCUUUCUUUCUUUCUUUCUUUCUUUCUUUCGCUUUACCCUUUUCUCUUUCUUUCUUUCUUUCUUUCUUUCUUUCUUUGGCUUUACCAUUUUCUUUCACUUUUCACUUUUCUUUUCUUUCUUUCUUUCUUUCUUUCUUUCUUUCUUUCUUUCUUUCUUUCUUUCUUUGGCUUUAUCCUUUUCUCUCACUUUUCACUUUUAUUUUCUUUCUUUGGCUUUAUCCUUUUCUCUCACUUUCCUCACUUUCAUUUUCUUUCUUUCUUUCUUUCUUUCUUUCUUUCUUUCUUUCUUUCUUUCUUUCUUUCUUCCAUUCUUUCUUUCUUUCUUUCUUUCUUUCUUUGGCUUUACCAUUUUCUCUUUCUUUCUUUAGCUUUACCAUUUUCUCUCACUUUUAUUUUCUUUCUUUCUUUCUUUCUUUCUUUCUUUCUUUCUUUCUUUCUUUCUUUCUUUCGCUUUACCCUUUUCUCUUUCUUUCUUUCUUUCUUUCUUUCUUUAGCUUUACCAUUUUCUCUCACUUUUCACUUUUAUUUUCUUUCUUUCUUUCUUUCUUUGCCUUUACCUUAUUCUUUGCCUUUUCACUUUCUUUCUUUCUUUUCCUUUCUUAUUUUCUUCUUUCCGUUUUCACUUUUUCUUUCUUUCUUUCUUUCUUUCUUUCUUUCUUUCUUUCUUUCUUUCUACUUAUGUAUGGAAAUGUAUCUUCAUUAUUGA